This is a messenger RNA of Paraphaeosphaeria sporulosa, 2211 nucleotides long. RefSeq lists its product as uncharacterized. Gene Ontology annotation, biological process: rRNA processing. NCBI's taxonomy places the organism in Eukaryota, Fungi, Ascomycota, Dothideomycetes, Pleosporales, Didymosphaeriaceae. The coding region runs from base 50 to 2107 and encodes 685 amino acids. Gene Ontology annotation, molecular function: RNA binding. The transcript has a single exon. Gene Ontology annotation, cellular component: nucleus. The record is from RefSeq and is a predicted model, not a curated record.
CACGCACCGCAUACGACAGAAACCGCGCAGCAACAGACCGCGCGUCGCAAUGCCGCUUCCGAAGCGCCAGGCCAUUCCCAAGGCCGCCAAGGGCCCGAGCGACAGCAGAUUCGCUGCAUUCGAGACCGACCCCAAGUUCCGCCUCCCCUCCAAGAAGCACGCGAAGACGAAGCUCGACCCUCGAUUCUCGCGGCUACGCACCGAUUCCGACUUCUACAACAAGGCCUCUGUCGACAAGUAUGGACGUCCGGUAUCCCACGAUGCAGGCAAGAAGGACUUGGAGCGCAUGUUUGAGUUGGGCUCAGAUGAGGGGAGCGGCAGUGAGCUCGAUGCGCCCGAAGACAAGAAGAGAGACAAGCACGUCAUGCGCGAGCUGGCGAGGGUACAGCAGAAAGGCUUCGAUCCGAUCCGCGAUGGGGGCCUGGAGUCGUCUUCGGACGAGAGCGAUAGCGACGACGACGAAGAGGCCGACGUGGAAGACCAGACGGUAUUGGCAGGCCAGGGCAACGAGGUGCCCAUGGGAGACGUCACCGCGAGGCUAGCCGCCGUGAACCUGGAUUGGGACAACAUCCGGGCAACAGACAUCAUGGCUGUCGCCAGCUCCUUCGUUCCUGCCGACGGCCGCAUUCUCAACGUCACCAUAUACCCCAGCGAAUUUGGCUUGGAGCGAAUGCAGCGCGAGGAGAUCGAAGGCCCACCCAAAGAAAUCUUCAGUGCAGCUGUGAAGGACCGGGAACAAAAUAUAGAAACAGUGGACCACCUGGAAGGGUCCGACUCGGAAGAUGAAGAACAGAAGAAGAACGAUGCUCUGAAUGAAGCCGAUGCCGAAGACUUUGACUCCAAGGCGCUGCGAACCUACCAGCUCGAUCGUCUCCGCUAUUACUACGCCUUAAUCUCGUGUUCGUCACCUCAUGUUGCCAAAGCUAUCUACGACAACUUGGACGGCCGCGAGUACCUUUCCAGUGCCAACUUUUUCGACCUGCGAUUCGUUCCCGAGGAAGUCGAAUUCGAUGCUGAGCCGCACGAGGAGUGCGAGAAGCUGCCAAACGGAUACAAGCCCAACGAAUUCGUCACUGAUGCCCUUUCGCACUCGAAAGUCAAACUCACCUGGGACGCAGACGACACGACAAGAAAGGAAGUGCAAAAGCGAGCUUUCUCAAGGAAAGAGAUUGACGAGAACGAACUUCAGGCAUAUCUUGGAACUGACUCUUCGUCAUCCGAAGACGAGGCUGAAGUUGAUAAAGCCGGAAAAGCUGCUAGUUUACGUGCAGCUCUCGGCCUAGACGCAACAAGCAAAUCGUCACAGCCAAAGUCCAAGUCUUCGUCCAAGAAAGACCGAGAUAUGAAGAAGCCGAACGCAGAGAUGGAGGUCACAUUUACAUCCGGUUUUGCAGCCGACGGAGCCAAGGGUUCAGUGUUCCAGAACGAACCUGAAGAAACCACGCUCGAGAAGUAUGUGCGGAAGCAGAAAGAGCGCAAGGCUAAGCGGAAAGAAAGGGGGCAAGCUAUCAGAGAGGGCCGCGAUCCUGAUGCGAAACCCGUGUCAGAGGGCGAUGCACCGGCUGGGGCAGAUGAGGAAGACCCAUGGAACGACCCUUUCUUCGGCUCAGACCCCGAGGCGGAGAAGGCCUUGGAGAUCAAGUCAAACAAGGAGAAGAGGGCGAAAAAACGGGAAGAGCGUGAGAAGCAAGAGAAGGCCGACGCCGAAGAGCGCGCAAACUUGGAGCUGCUCAUGAUCGACGAGAAGGACUCAAAGGUGCAGCAUUUUGACAUGAACGAGGUCAUGAAGGCAGAAAAGGCGAAAAAGAAGGGCAAGAAAAACAAGAAGGCAGCCAAGGAAGUCCCGGCGGACAACUUCGAGAUGAACACCGACGAUCCUCGUUUCGCAAAGCUGUUUGAAAGCCAUGACUUUGCCAUCGACCCGACAAACCCUCGGUUCAAGGAGACGUCGGGAAUGAAAAAGUUGUUGGAAGAAGGCCGUAAGAAGAGGAAGCUGGACAGGGAGGAGGAUGAGCCAGAAGUGAAGAAACCUAAGAAAGAAGCAACGGGCGACCCGGAUGAUGUAAAGAAGCUGGCUGCUAGACUCAAAGCGAAAGCAAAGCGGUGAGCUCUUGACAUAGAAUUAUACCCAAUGUAUCAUUUUCAAUAGUGAGAGGGACUCGUGCGUACUGAGGUCGUUCCACGUCUCAACAAAUGCAAUCGAAAUAUGGA